Molecule: messenger RNA, 990 nt
Organism: Chaetomium strumarium
Lineage: Eukaryota; Fungi; Ascomycota; Sordariomycetes; Sordariales; Chaetomiaceae
Exons: 4
Coding region: 1-990 (329 amino acids)
Biological process (GO): protein folding in endoplasmic reticulum
Cellular component (GO): EMC complex
Molecular function (GO): protein binding
Source: RefSeq, a predicted model, not a curated record
AUGGCGCAGCCAGUGCUCUAUCCGCCAACCCAGCUGUCCCCGGCCGCCGCGCUGGCAUUGUCCCAGCGCGCUCCCACAAUCCUAAGGAGCUCACCGUCGACCGUGUCCUCAUCACCCUUCAGCGCCUUGUUUGCAGGCUCCGAGAAGUCGGAGCUGUGGUUACAAUACGAGAACCUUAUUCUCUCAUGUUUGAGGACGGGGGAUGAGAAUGCCGCGCGCCAAUGCCUCCAGCGCCUUGUCGCCCGCUUCGGAGAGGACAACGAGCGGGUGCAAGCCCUUAGCGGCCUGGUGAAGGAGGCCGAGGCCAAGAGCAACAGCGCUUUGGAGGGUAUCUUGAAGGAAUACGAUCAGAUACUCAGCGAGAGUGACACCAACAUCCCUAUUGUGAAGAGGCGGAUCGCGCUCUUGCGGUCCAUGGGGCGCGUUUCCGACGCAACGUCAGCCCUUGUACAGCUGCUCGAGUUCUCACCCACAGAUGCCGAAGCGUGGUCUGAGCUGUCGGAUAUCUACCUGUCCCAGGGCCUGUACCCACAGGCGAUCUACGCCAUGGAAGAGGUUCUGGUAUUGGCGCCAAAUGCAUGGAAUAUACAUGCGCGACUGGGCGAACUGCAGUACAUGGCCGCCACUGCUCCCGGUGUGGCCCAUGGGUCAUACCAGAAGUACAUGGCUGAGGCUAUCAAGCGUUUCUCGCGCAGCAUCGAGCUCUGCGACGAUUAUCUCCGCGGAUACUAUGGCUUAAAGCUGGUCUCCAAGAAGCUGCUUAGCGAUGGCGCCAAGGCGACAAAGCUACCCGAGGACGGUGAGGUCUCCUUCCCCGACACGAAAACCAUUGAGCGACUCAAUGAGCUGGCCACGGCCAAGCUGGUCGAGAUCGUUCGACAUAGUACGGCGCAUGACCGCGGCUGGCGGGGCUACAGCCAAGCGGAAAUUGCAGCAGCUCAAGAGUUGCUCUCUGAGGACGAAUCUGCCGCGUCCGGGAUCAAGAGAUAA